Elaeis guineensis (African oil palm) is the source of this 1169-nucleotide messenger RNA. RefSeq lists its product as uncharacterized. The record is from RefSeq and is a predicted model, not a curated record. NCBI's taxonomy places the organism in Eukaryota, Viridiplantae, Streptophyta, Magnoliopsida, Arecales, Arecaceae.
AUCCAGUUGAAGUAGAUUAAUCUGAUGAAUGGAUUAACUCGGAUGUGGGCAGGUUAAAGGUAUCAGUAAAAAAACUGUGCUGUUUGGAAGCAUAAAUGAACAACUUGGGGUCAAUUCCGGGAUAACUUCAAUCCAAGCACAGCUUAAGCGGACCACGCUAUAAGCUGGAACCUGGUAACCCAGCAAGAAGGGAGAUUUAAGACAAGCUGAAGGGAAUCCGGCUCAGCGCUACCAAGUACCAACAAAAUAUACUUAAUUGGAAAGAAAGAUAGAUAGAGCAAGAAGCUUGCGGGUGCGCGAAUGGGCGUUUACACGUCGACCCUGAACUUUUUUCCCUCCUUUUCGGACUCGAGCGAAAAAGAAAAGCUUGAUAGGUCUUGGAUCUCUCUGCUGCUGCGUCAAGGUCAGUCGAAGCGGGCCUUCUACUCCCCAACCCUUCUCCUCCUCCUCUUAUGGCGUCGUCCUCGUCGUCCAAGUCUUCUUCUACUGCUGCCUCCACUCCGCCUCCUCCACCCCCUCCAUCUGCGGCCAAGAAGGGCUUCUUCCGUCGCAUCCUGCCGUUUUUCCUCGCCGCCAAUCUCGGCGUCGGAGUAUAUGUUCUUGUAAGGACUUCAAUGAAACAGCCAGCUGAUAAGGAUGAAGAAGUUCCUUCUCAAGUUGUCAGCCCUGGUGCUCCAGUUUCUGAGAAGAAAUCGUCUGCUGAACCUCCUCCGACACCCAUAAAGAUGCUCCCUCCCAUUCCAGAAGAUGAGCAACGCCAGCUUUUCAAGUGGAUUCUGGAAGAGAAGAGGAAAGUCAAGCCUAGUGCUCCAGCAGAGAAGAAGAAAAUUGAUGAGGAAAAAGCUCUUCUGAAACAGUUUAUUCGAUCAAAAUCCAUCCCAAGCUUGUAAGAACCUCAUCUGUUAGUUAGACUUCAUUUAGAGAUUGUUGUGCUUGGAUUUAAUGUGAAUGUGUUUUCUGUAGUGUUCAGUUGGCCUUAUCUGUUAUUUUAGUUAUAUCUUUGCAUUCAUCUAAAUGGGUUAAACUAGAAAUGUAUUGUUUAGUUAGAUUAUAGAUUCAGCAGGGCUCCUUGCUUUUCAUGCAAGAAAAGUCAUGUUCUGGCUUUCAACUGUACCGUGUACAAGGUUAUGUUCUAUUUGGAAAGUUGUUUAAUAUGGAUGUUCCAUUAA